ACGAAAGUGCGGGAGGAGUGCCAGGCGAGCUCUGCUCAGGGGCACCUCCUGUAUCCUGCCAAUGAGGAUGGGCGUGCAGACUGUGCCUGGGAGCUGAGCCGCCGCCCGCUGGGUGUAGGCUGCUUCAGUAUUUACCGAAUGUGACAAGCAGAGAGCAGAGCUUUCGGCGGGGCCGCGUGCUGCCCGGCUCAAGUGGUGGGAGAGCUCCUUACCCGCAACCUCUCUGACUAUCCCGUUGGCAAAGACCCGCAGGCCAUGAGGACUGGUCAAAGACAGAACAAAGGGAUGAGGACUCGACUGGGAUGCCUGUCUCACAAGUCCGACUCGUGUAGUGAUUUCACAGCUAUUCUUCCCGACAAACCCAACCGUGCUCUGAAGAGACUAUCCACAGAAGAAGCUACGAGGUGGGCAGAUUCCUUUGAUGUGCUUCUCUCCCAUAAGUAUGGGGUGGCUGCGUUCCGCGCCUUCCUGAAGACGGAGUUCAGUGAAGAGAACCUGGAGUUCUGGUUGGCCUGUGAGGAGUUCAAGAAGACCAGGUCAACUGCAAAACUGGUCUCCAAGGCCCAUAGGAUCUUUGAGGAGUUUGUGGAUGUGCAGGCUCCGCGGGAGGUAAACAUAGACUUCCAGACCCGAGAAGCCACGAGGAAGAACAUGCAAGAACCCUCCUUGACUUGCUUUGACCAAGCCCAGGGAAAAGUACACAGUCUCAUGGAGAAAGACUCUUACCCCCGGUUCCUGAGGUCCAAAAUGUACUUAGAUUUGCUGUCCCAAAGCCAGAGGCGGCUCAGUUAGACCUCAGAUGGGGACUCCUGGAGAUCACCGGCUUUCCCCUCCCCUUGCUGCCAAGACCAUAUUCUAACGUGAAAUGUCAUAGGUGUUCAAAAGCAGUGGCAUUUAGGUUGGGAGCCCGGGAGUGAGGAAGGGAUGAAGGGCCAUUCCAAAGUAUGAUCCAGCCACCAGAGCUCGGACUCUAUUCCAUUAACCCAUGUUUGUGUUUUGGUUAGUGGUAGUACCUUGUCGCUGUCACCCUUCUCUGGGUGGGCAACUUGCCCUCCAUAAUGCCUUGGGUCAUCUCCACUAAGAAGGCAGAUAUGCCAUGCUGGGCUAAUCUGUAAAUAAUGCAAAUGCAAUUUCCACCACUUCCACACCCUCCUCAGUUAGGAUUCCUGACUCUCUAACUUGUCCUAUACUCCUGUGAGGAAGAGCUAGAAGACUCUGGCUUAUGUUUGUGAUUUGCUGUUACAAUGGAAUAGCCGGUCCCGCGUGCUGGGACCUCACGGUUUAGGAGAGAGGUCUCGGUGGAAUCCCAGGUUUCUAGCGCCGUCACCGAUAGGUGGCCUCUGAGAGAAGGGGCACACUCCAUGGAGUUGGCUGUUUCUUCCAUUUGCAUAAGACCAGUGUCACUGCCCAUCUCAGCCUAGGAAAUUCACAAGACUCCCAUACCCUUGCAAUUCCAGAAGGGGUCUUGGGAGAUGCCCUUCACCACUUCUGAUGUGGAACUGCUGUUGAGAAAGAGACAGCUUGCACAUCUUCCUCAGUUCUACCAAGAAGUUUUCCGGAAGUUGAAUGAGCAGGGAAUGUAGCACCAGUCGAUUUUUGUGCAGUGGGCCACCAUAUAACCUCUCUGUUGCUUAAUGUGUUGUCUGCCCUCACCUCCCUGUGGUAUCACACAUCACUGGUCUCUUAGACUGAUGGAUGGCUUGGUAAAGGGAGGUGAAUUCCCCUAGCAUGGACAGCUCUCACAGUGCCUGAUACUUCCCCUGUCUCUCCCUCUUCCCCCCUCCAUGCAGGUCAUGUAAUUCCAAUGGGGGAGAACGGGAACUUAGGCUGUAAUUCUCUUUCCAGCUUGCUUCCUGGGAGCAUGCUUUUCUAGAAAGGUUCUUCUCGUGAGGGCCAUGUUGGCUGAUCAGCAGCUUUCUUCUUGACUUUUUGGGAUUGAACGUGGAACAGGAGGCGCGGCUAAGAAGAUCACUGUGAACAUCUGGUUGUAGAGAACCUUCCUAAGAUGUCUUCAUGGUAUCCCCGUGCUGCUCUUGGAAAUACAUCAGGAAACCUUUCCCUGGAGGAUGAGCAAGACACAGGAAACUUCCUCCAGCUGCCCGGGAAAAAGCUGACUUUGGCCCAAGACUGCAGUGCUGAGGAGGUGAAUCCUCAGCAGAGAGAUCAGAAAGUGGAAGAGGAGCCUGGGAGAGGCUGGUCUCUGGGUGGACUGAAUCACAGAGAACGUGCUGGAGGUGCUAUUGGGCUAAGUCACAGCCGAUGGAUUUGGAUUCACUGCAGAUCUCCAAAACUUUCAGCUUGACUAAGUGAAACAGCACAUGAUGAGGUGUAAGCUCUGGAAUGCAGGUGAUUGAAAACUGGGCUGAAGCAGUCUCCUCGUGUAGUGGGGAUGAGCCUUUUUAGAUGUGCGGGUAUUCCAGUGCUUGCGUUCCUGUGCAGUAACUUUAUGGAUCUCUUCCUUCCUUGGCUGCAGCUAGACAAGGACAAGAAGGCUCUUGAGUCGCACGGGCUGUUAGGGUCCGCUGCCCUGCCGUGUAUCUGUGAGUAUCUGUGAGUGAGGGUUGACGUGUCUGUACGAACCAUCGAGGAGAGAGAGAACGCAGGCCUCCUGAAGAGACCUGUGGAAUUUCACGUUCAAGAACUCUGCAGCCUCAUGUGGGUGUUCCUAGUUAGAUCAGGUAGUAUUUCCCCACCCCCACUGGUGAAAAACCAUCCUUGGUUUAAGCUGCUAGAAUUACUUUAAUGAUCAAAUUCUGGAACAGGGUAUUUUCAAUGUUGUUUACAUACGAAAUGUAUGUCUGCCGCCAACUCUACUGUCGACUAGGAGGUGCCUAUAAAUGGGAACAGCACAGAGUUAUGGAGACCUGAAACGUCCUAAGAGGGGCCUUUUUACCACUUCCACUGUCCCCAGAAGAAAAGUCUGAACAAGAGCGUUUUGCGGUCGCCUUAUCUGAGGCCUAGAGUUCUUGCCAACUAUUGGUGGAACGAAGGCUGCAGAUGGUGGUGUCAUGGCGCCUGGUGACUUCCUCCCACGAUGGGGAGGUGUGAAGGACCCAACUUGGGUAUCCCGAAAUUUGCCGCUAAGUGAGGGUCUGUGGGCGUAUGUUCGUGUGUAGAGGAACGUGAUAGUUAUGUUUAUGGUACUCCCGUGGAGUGUGUGUGUGUGUGUGUGUGUGUGUGUGAGAGAGAGAGAGAAUUAUGAACACUAGACUAGUACACCACAGAGAUGGUCUUCCCAUGGGUGGAGCUUUCCUCACACCCUUUAUGUCCUGCUUCCACCAGAAGGCACAGAGCUGUCUGCUCCAGUGCUACUUUCAGGCACUUUGGUCAUGCCAACCGAGAUUUUGGUCUGUGACGAAACAAACAGAUAUGUUUACAACAUCUAGAGCAAUAUCCAAGCAUACCUCAUCCCUGACCUUCCACAUCGCCCUGGCCCGCCCUCUCCCUCACCCUCUCCACAAGGCGUCCUCUGCCCCGUUUGGUGGGCACCCACAGCGGCCGCUUCUCCACGUCUUCCUUGGCUUCUCACACCGGGCUCGUGCUGUGGACUGCCUUCCGGGCACAAGGCUUGCUCUGUGCUUGGGACCUUUAAAGGCUCAAGGCGAGCCAUGCGGUAGGCCGGGCAGAGCUGUGACUUUUAGGAUUGCUCUCCAUCCCUGAGUGGCCUUUCAGCCCCACGUGAGUAUUAACCCGUUUGGGGGCUGGUGUGAGAUUUCCUGUUGCCCUCGGCAAACCAAAUAGAACACAAUCGGCAACAACCCUUCAUAGCCCUGGGCACUUCUGGGGUGAGGAGUGUUCCCUGAGCAGCGUUUAUUCUGAAAGUUGAGGAUGUGCAGGGAUCACCCGGAAAGCCUGUUAUAAGUGCUAAUUCCCAGGUUCCACACCCAGAGAUGCUGAUCUAAUAGAUCUGGGGUGGGAUCCAGGAGUCUGCAUUUUUAAUAAGCUCCCAGGUGUGUAGUGGCCUGUGGACCAUACUUUGAAAAAAGAUGGUCUAAGACAGUGGUCUAAGACAGAGGCUCUCACCCUUGGCUGUUCAAUGGAAUCACCUGGGGAGUUAAAAAAACCCGAAUGUCUAGGUCCCACCCCAGAACAGCUUGGGGUUGGAACUCAAGGCAUCAGUAGUUUUUAAGCUACUCCACAGGUGGCUGGGUCCAAUGUAUAGCUGAGGCUGGGAUGCUGGGCCUGAGGAGUGGGUGGGUCCAACGUAUAGAUGAGGCUGGGAUGCUGGGCCUGAGGAGUGGGUGGGUCCAAUGUAUAGAUGAGGCUGGGAUGCUGGGCCUGAGGAGUGGGUGGGUCCAAUGUAUAGAUGAGGCUGGGAUGCUGGGCCUGAGGGGUGAGGAGGAACACAGCUAAGGGUAACACACAGCUGUGUGAGCCGAGAGGGCUGGCACACACCCAGACACAAACAAGCACAAUAACCAGGAACCUGCCAGCCCUGAAUUUGACUCUUAGGGUGGUUGCCUGUAUGCCCUCUCUGACGUUUGAGAUAAAAAUGCUUCUGCCCCAGCUGAAUGCGUUGUCAGGCAGUGGGUAUGCCAACAGUGGGGGCUGAAAGGGUCCUUGGGGUUUUCCUUGCCUGCCGGGUCUCAUUCACAGGGCUUCCUCCAAUCUCUCCUCCUAGGCUGCUUCGCUGUUUGUUUUCAUGUGCUCUUGUGCUUGGUCAUUUCGUGUUAGGCCGUGCCUCUGUACCCAAGGCCACGCGACAUGGUAGUUGGACUCAGGUAGUGGGUGAGGGGUGUGUAGUAGUGAUAAUAGUGGUAGCACAACAGCUUCAAAUUUCUCAAGGGAGGGUGUUUUACCCUCAGAAUAGCAAGCUCUUUGAGGCUUUCUUUUCCAAGGCCACCACGGGGUUUUGGUUGCUGCUCUAAGCCCUCACCAUUCCCUUUGGUCUUAGGCCGGAUGGGCAGCUAGAAGGUUCCUAGUUGAUUUUACCCUCUGGUGCUCUCCGCAGAACUUGCUGCUCUGGAUGAACCAAAGCUGUGAAAUGGCUCUCUGCUCAGGCUGCAGGCCCAGCCUCUGGGUGCAGGCCCUGGGCGCCUGUCCUCAGCAGGGCCGGGUGUCCGGGUGCUCCAGGCCCUGGACUGUGAGGGAAAGGCAUGAACUCACGGCGCGGAGAGCCGGGCUGGGAAUGGGGAAGACGGAAGAGGAAGGAGCAGGGGGGAAAGACAAGCAGCUCACGUGGCAUCUGCUUCUCCAUAAACCAGCAGGGAGAGGUGAUGAGUGGUGAGUUCAGAGGCAGGAUCAUCUCCCGUCAACAAGAGCACCCAGAGCUCUCCUGACCGUGUCAGUGCCCACUUCCAAGCAAGGCAGAGGAAUUAUGAUUUUCCAUCCGAGGCUGUCCUUCAGUCUGCCAAGUGUCAGCCCUCUUCAAAUCUGCAUCCUCCGUUUUAGAAGCAAAAGAGGUGGCAAAGUCACCCCUGGCAUGGGGAGCCUGUGCCACUUGGCAUGAGACUGUGAAGGAAGAAGCCAAGAGCAGAGAUGUCUUCCUGUCCCUGUGACCUCUCGGGAUUCACAAGAUACUGUGGACCAAGAUGAGAGAUGGCAGGAUGGGGCCACUGGCCUUCCCUGGUGUGGGGUCCUGGUCUUCUCAAUAAACCGUUCUCUUCUUGAUUCUUCCUCCCUUCUGCCACUCUGCUCCCUCCCCUCUGCCAGGUACGGACAAGGUGGCUGAGCUGGUGUGCCCGCCAGGCGUGGUGACAUUCGCCGAGUCACGUGGCGGCACAGAUCUGUAGCAGCUCGUCUGCUGUAGAAACCGCUUGGCUGAUGGCGUCCUCAUUGAGUUGUUUCAUUACCAUGCAAAGUGGAAUAAUGUCACUCACCUCUACUAUAAACAAGGCUGUGAGGACAUAAUAAACAGAACCUGAACACGC
Molecule: messenger RNA, 5870 nt
Organism: Balaenoptera musculus (blue whale)
Lineage: Eukaryota; Metazoa; Chordata; Mammalia; Artiodactyla; Balaenopteridae
Gene: RGS8
Product: regulator of G protein signaling 8
Exons: 6
Coding region: 256-792 (178 amino acids)
Source: RefSeq, a predicted model, not a curated record